AUGGAAUACUACACCAUUUCACUAUUAUACCUCAUUAUUUCACUAAUCCCAAUCCUCUUGACCAUCCUCUUUACCUCAAAAGUGACCACCAAAUCAAAUCUACCUCCAGGACCAAAACCAUGGCCGAUCAUAGGCAGCAUCCACAAGCUUGGAGACAAGCCUCAUCAUGUUGUCGCAAAGCUUUCAAAAAUUUAUGGCCCCAUAAUGUCUCUCAAACUCGGAAGUAUCACUACAAUAGUAAUAUCAUCCCCAGAAAUAGCUAAAGAAAUGUUCCUCGAGCAUGACUUAGCCCUUUCUAGUAGGCCUAUGCAGACAAAAUCUCUUAAGAAAUUCUCCAUGGUAUGGCUUCCAGUAUGCCCAAAAUGGCGUCACCUUCGAAAGAUUGCAACGCUACAAUUGUUCACCACUCAAAGGUUGGAUAUUAGCCAAGUUUUGAGGCACACAAAGGUGAAAGAGCUAAUGGAGUAUGCACAACAAUGUUGUGAAAACAAUCUACCAGUUGAUAUUGGUAAGGCCGCGUUCACUACAUCGUUAAAUUUAUUGUCCAACACAAUUUUUUCGAUGGAUUUGGCUAGCCAUGUUUCUUCAAAUUCACAAGAGUUUAAGGAUAUUGUUUGGAAUAUUAUGGAGUCGAGGCCUAAUGUGUUGGAUUAUAUCCCGUUAGUAAGGAAGUUAGAUCUGCAAGGUGUGCUUAAAAGGAAAAGAAGUUACUUCAAAAAGAUCAUGGGAGUUUUUGAGGAAAUUAUCGAUGUAAGGUUGAAAGAUCCAACGGAUGUGAAAGAUGACGUCCUAGGUACUCUACUCAAGCUUGUUAAGGAUGAAGAAUUGAGCCUCCAUGACGUCAAACAUAUGCUCUUUGAUUUGUUUCUAGCUGGAACAGAUACAACCUCUAGCACAUUAGAGUGGGCAAUGACAGAGUUAUUACGCAAUCCAAAAGUGAUGGAAAAAGCUCAAAUUGAGAUUGAUCAAGUAUUAGGGAAGGAUGGAUCAAUGCAAGAAUUAGAUAUUGCAAAAUUACCAUAUAUUCAGGCAUUAGUGAAAGAAAUAUUGAGAUUGCAUCCACCGGCCCCGUUUUUGAUACCCCACAUGGCUAUUGAAGAUGUGCAACUAUGUGGUUAUUUAGUACCCAAGCAAUCAACAAUUUGGGUUAAUGUGUGGUCUAUUGGUCGUGAUCCAAGUGUAUGGACAAAAUCAAAAAUGUUUUCACCGGAAAGGUUUUUAGAGAAAGAAAUUGAUGUUAAAGGACGAAAUUUUGAGCUUAUACCCUUUGGAUCAGGAAGAAGGAUAUGUCCUGGAAUGCCACUAGCAUAUAGGAUGGUGCAUUUGACAUUAGCCACUCUUCUCCAUUCAUUCAAUUGGAAGUACGUUAAUGAAGCAAGUAUAGCAACAUGCACUAUAGAUGUGGAAGAAAAGUUUGGAAUUACAUUGCAAAAAGCUGAGCCACUUCAAGCUAUUCCACUUCCUAGGUGA
This is a messenger RNA of Beta vulgaris subsp. vulgaris (sugar beet), 1470 nucleotides long. Its product is annotated as cytochrome P450 76AD1. The record is from RefSeq and is a predicted model, not a curated record. Lineage: Eukaryota; Viridiplantae; Streptophyta; Magnoliopsida; Caryophyllales; Amaranthaceae. The transcript has 2 exons. Gene Ontology annotation, molecular function: oxidoreductase activity, acting on paired donors, with incorporation or reduction of molecular oxygen; heme binding; iron ion binding. The coding region runs from base 1 to 1470 and encodes 489 amino acids.